This is a messenger RNA of Trichomonas vaginalis G3, 717 nucleotides long. Its product is annotated as protein of unknown function, DUF4106 family. NCBI's taxonomy places the organism in Eukaryota, Parabasalia, Trichomonadida, Trichomonadidae. Bases 1 to 717 code for a protein of 238 amino acids. The record is from RefSeq and is a predicted model, not a curated record. The transcript has a single exon.
AUGCAAAAGGCAAUGAAAAGCGCAGAAUAUAUAAAAGCUAAUAAUGACUGGUUAGAUACCCAAGCCAACGCUAAAGCAGCCCAACUUAUAGGGUCAAUAAGGACAAAAAUACAAGCGGAUGAAGACAGUUCAAAUGAAGCUUUAACAAAUGCUGACUUUAAGAACGCCUUCGAAGCUCUUCAUAGUAAGGUGAAACUAGUGAACGACUUCUCAUCUGGAAAGAAACUGAAGUCUGAAGGUUUCGACAAAGAGUUAAGAGAAGUAGCACAAAAUAUGACGAAAAUAACAGAUGCAGCAACGAGACAGGCAGUUCAAAGUGCCUAUGACGCCGUUAGAGCAACUGUUGUGGAAAGUCAAGAAAAAGAGUUACAACAGACCAAAACAGACCUAGUAAAUGCUUUCUUAAAAACGAAAAGUCAGGUAGGACAUUAUGCUGCAGAUGGAACAUAUGUGCCAGCUGGUGGAACUUAUAUACCACCAAACCCUCCAAGAGAAGCACCUGCACCAGGACUACCUAAAACAUUUACAUCGUCACAUGGACACAGACACAGGCAUGCACCAAAACCAACACAACAACCAACAGUUCAAAAUCCAGCACCACAACAACAACCAAAACCAACAGUUCAAAACCCUGCACAGCAACCAAUAGUUCAAAAUCCAGCACAGCAACCAACAGUUCAAAAUCCAAAGUUGGACGAUAAAAAUCUCUGCUACUGA